Molecule: messenger RNA, 2718 nt
Organism: Fusarium oxysporum Fo47
Lineage: Eukaryota; Fungi; Ascomycota; Sordariomycetes; Hypocreales; Nectriaceae
Product: transcription factor domain-containing protein
Exons: 1
Coding region: 239-2245 (668 amino acids)
Biological process (GO): regulation of DNA-templated transcription; DNA-templated transcription
Molecular function (GO): zinc ion binding; DNA binding; DNA-binding transcription factor activity, RNA polymerase II-specific
Source: RefSeq, a predicted model, not a curated record
AGUUGAGAUAGCAUGAUACAUAUGCACAUUCGUUCAAUCAAUCAAUCAAUCGUCUAAUCUCUUUUUUGGCCGCUGCAAGUUGUAUCAUAUGCUUGGUUCAAUCUAACGAUUCUCCAUGAGGCUCAUGCCUUGAUUGCGCAAUCUGUGCUGAUCAAACCCUGCAUAUCUUUCAAUCGCCGACUCACCCGAAUCCACCUCCUUCUGAUAUCCCAUCCUUACCGACUCACCGCAGAUCAUCAUGACAGUCUCAACAACCGGAUCAGUCAAAUCAACCGGCAUAGCAAGUCUCGCUUGCGUCGUCUGCAGAAAGCAGCACCUCAAGUGCGAUGCGGGGAAACCCUCGUGUUCGCGUUGCAAAGAGACAGAGCAAGUAUGCUACUACGAACCAUCGCGACGUGGUGGACGUCGCAAGAAGCAUCGUUCGCCAGCCGAGGAACUGCAGCAGAGAAGUAGACAGCCCGCGAUGCAGACUUCUCAAGGCGACCAACAAUCUUCAUAUGUGGAUUGCGUAACUGUUAAUCCCAUCAGUUUACCGAUUACUCCGACAUCUUCUUCCCAGGAAUUACCGUCAUCUGGAAUAAGUCAGAGCACAGCUACCAGCAAUGACUUGGUUGGAAGUGUCGCCCGACACACCCGUCAAUCACCCCGAGGCGCAAAUGUGCAGACCCAACGACGGAUUAGCGACGACCAAAGCCCUGCUCAACAACCUCAACCUCAAAACGAUAAUGUCAUGUCAUAUCUAACGCAUCUUGACCCUAAUAUCAUUACACAAACCUUUGGUAGCAAUAGCUUGGGGAGUCUCAAUACUCCCGUACAGCCUUGUUCCGACGGCGAUCGCCUGCUUCGACUGUACUAUGAGAACUUUCACAAUGCUCAUCCCUUCCUCGUUCCAAGUUCGGUGUUCACAUCGCAGAACUAUCCCCCAUAUUUGCGUCGCAUGGUUGAAUUUGCAGGAUCUCACUACGCCUCUUCUGGGCCAGACGCACAGCUGCGCGCUGAAGUCGCGACUGAUAUGAUGUCCGCCAUCGAAACCUCGACUUACAUGGUUCAGUCGCUUCUGAUCUACUCUAUCCUUUUGUUCUUCAGUCGCGAUCUCGAUACCGCGAACAGGACAUUCGGCCAAUGUACGCAAAUGGCCAUGGAUUUGGGCAUGCAUCGCGAAGACUUUGCAUCGUCGAGACAGCUCGAUAAUCCGAUUGAGGCCGAGAGUCUGAGGAGAACUUGGUGGGAGAUUUAUGUCACUGACAUCUCCAUGGCUAUCCCUCCCAAAACAAUGAUCCUGCGAUGCAGCAGUACGCCGCCCAAGGUCCUCUUACCCUGUGAAGAAGCAUUCUACAAUGGCCGGUUAGACAUCCCCCCGUCACACCAUGUUCUUGAGUUCAAGAGGCGGGUGCUCUCAACCGGCGACGUUGCCUUCUCCUCAUUCAGCUAUCGCAUCGAAGCUGCGACGAUUCUAGGACGUGUCUUGCUGCUAAAUCAGUUGAAGAACAGUAGCCAUGACCAUACGCAGUCCAUCGAGAACGCCCUUCUUAGCUGGUCGAACCAUCUGCCUUCUGGAAAGUUGGAGAUCGUUGAUUCGUAUGGUAACAUCGAUGAGAUGAUGUUCCAGGCACAUAUGAUCAUCGCCUUGGCCAGCAUGCUAUUACAUCUUCCGCGAAGUAAUCUCUACCCACUACUAGCGGAUGUCAAGGACCCCUUCCUGCCUUUUGCGCAGAACCAUCCUCUUUCAUCAUCAACAAGUCUGAUCCAAGGCAUCAAAGCAACGGAUGCUUCGAGACGGAUCUCCGACUGCAUAUCACUCUGCCCCAAUGUACCAAAGCAUACACCAUUUGUCAUUCCAGCGCUCGCACUAUGCGGCUUCAUCCAAAUAGCAACCUCCCAAGGCCAUCCUGACGAAUGCUUCGAACAUCACUACAACCGCGUCACCCUCGUUCUCGGAUGCCUCAAGAGCGCCCGGCGCAUGUGGCGCAUGGCAGAAGCAGAAUACGACCGCCUUCGCUGCUGCGCUUCAGAACUCAUCGCCGACGCCAUGGAUCGGAUGAAUGCACUGCCUUUAUCGCAGACAAUACCCAACUCAUCUUCUUCAAUGCCUGCAACAUCUGACCAGGGAGGAGAUCUAACGUUGGUAUCGCCGGCGCGCGGGAACGCUGACUCGGGAUUGCCAAGAUUUGAUCCUCUCUUUCUGGAUCCUGUUUGUUAUGAUUAUUCGUUGUUCAGCGCUUUGCCCGACUUUCAUAGCUCUUAGACUGCGUUUCACUGUUUGGAAAAGUGGAAAAAGGAUACCCUGCAAGGCGAAAUUGACUCUACUCAUUUUAUUUUUGAAGCACCGAUGUGCGAUUUUUUCUCAAUAAACGGUUUCUAAAAGAACGUCUCAGAAAAUGCCUUCCGAUUGACCAUCAUGCAGCUCCCAAAUUUUCAAGGUCGUUUCAUUGGUCGCAGGGCACACCUAAUAGUGCUAAGCGCCAGAAGGCAUUUUGUCAGGCGCAUUCACAGCCUCAUCACAGCCCAUUGUAUUUUGACCUUCAAACUCUCCCGCAGGGUUCCUCUGGCCUACAAUUUCUUUUCUUAUCGCCGAAAGCUCAAUUUAACGGGCAUCAAGACACUAUCUAGCACUUUAAUACUGAUCCCUUUACCCAGUGCCUCUCGAUCCUCGUUCCAUCAUCGCCAAUAUGUCCACUAAAGACCUGUAUCAGACCCCGCUCGACACCUCAAAACCUG